GACAGUUGGGUCCAUCCUCUGUAAUUGUCUUCUACUAAACAUGGCGCCGUUUGGAUUCCUGUGUGUUGUAUGUGUAGAAGGCUAAACGGUAGUGAGCGAUACUCUAGGUUUGAAGGUGGUCGUCGCUUAAACAUUUCUUGUUUCUUGUUCCGUUUUGGUUUAGCGGGUAUGAAAGUGGUGUGCGUGGACGAUGCUGAGAUCCACCGGUUUCUUCCGUGGGAUUGACUGCCCGUUCUAUUCGGAAAGCCUUAACGGGAGGAGCGAUGGUGAUAACUGCAAUAGACCGUACUGUCACUUCAGGCACAGCAGACAGAGGAGGGAGUCUCUUAACGCAAAUAACAGAAAAUCGCUGCAAGCUUGUUUCAAACAAAAGGAACCAGACUGUGAGCCAUACAACCCAGAGGUGCAGAAUGGAGAGCUUGUGUCGGAUGUGGGCCCCCUGGAUCAAGGGGCCCUGGAGCUCGAGAUGGUCAACCGUGCAAUUGAGGCCAUGCGGAGUGAGGUGGAGCGUGAGCAGAAGAAACUGUCUCGCAUCGGGGAUCAGCAGUAUGACCCUACUGCUAGUAGCAUCCAGGCGGGUGCCAAGAGACAUAAGGCUUCUGCCACCCCCUUAGAGUACGACCCAAGCAGCUACCAAAUAAGUCCAGCGGCUGAUUAUAAUCCAACCCCCUGUUCCAGCAAAUACACCUUGGACUCUGAUGAUAAGAACACCUAUGCAAGUGCCCUGGAAUAUGUGCCCACUACUGUCACCAAAACAGCCACAAAAAAGCCUCUUCCUUCCUCCAAGACUCUUCGCUUUCCCCCUCCAAGUCCCCCAAGAAUUCCCAGCUCUUCCUCCAAGUGCAAAUACACACUGGACAACUCCAAACCCCCCACUGACUUAGAAUAUGACCCUCUGUCUAACUUCUCAGCGCAUUCUGGGAGCAAGAAUAACAGGAGCCCUAAAGAGCAGAAGUGCAUGGGUGUAGCAGAGGUUGAGGCACCGUUGGGGAACAAGAAGAGGCGCCAUUCUGCUGUAGUGGAGAAGCAGGCUGUAGAUGAAUCAGACAGCAGUUAUGUACCAACUCCAAAGAAGGCCAGGCAACAGCCAACAGUAGUCUUUGAUUCCAAAAAGUAUUCUGUGAGUUUUUCAGAGUCUGAUGGCGAGAGUUCUGGGUUGGAGUACAGGCCAACUACUGUCAGCCGCCUCCAGAAGAAAAAGAACAGAACUGUGCCCACAGAAGACCCCAUAGUCCGGGGUGGUGAGAAAGGGGAAUGUGCCUCGGCUGGUAAGAUGAGGCAGCAGCUAAGCUCAGAGACUAAAAGGAUGGGGAGGUCAUCAGUGUGUGAUACAGAGGACUCGGAGAGCCUGGAAUUUGUUUCCCGAGAUGAUCGAGCCACAGGGAAAAAAACGGCAAGUGAAAGCAGUAAUAAGAAAAGCAGCAAAUUGGGGAAAAGAGACAGUGACCAGAAGGAACCCUAUAAAAAGAGUUAUAGUUCAAAGGAAAUGACAGGAAGUGUUGGCCGAGAUGGUAAAAAGCCUGCCGCUAAGAAAUCGGGCAAAGCGGAGCUCAAGAAGGAUGGAAAAAACGAGGGAGAGAGUGCAGAAGAGAUGGUCCAGGUGAAGGACAGCAAGACCAAGAGCUGUAAGGAUUUGCAUAAGGUGAAAAGUGAUGGGAAGAGUUCGAAAGCGGAGAAGAAAUGGGAAUCUGGGCGGAAAGUCAGGGAGAGAGGGGCAAGCCAUCCCAAGGGGCUUAAGGCUUCUGAAAAGGCCAGCAAGGAGUUAUCUGUGUGUCAUGAAUUGAAGAAUGGGAAACUGGAGGGCAAUAGACAGGAGAAAGAGAAGAAGAACCAUCGUAGUAGUAAAGAUAAGAGGACUGAAAGCAAGAAGUCUUCAGAUAGCAAAUCCUCUAAACUUGGGAAAGAGAAGCCAAGGUCUCUGAGUCAUGCAGAUCUGUUUGGGGAUGACAGCGCAGAAGAAGAGGAAGAGGGAAACGUGGUGAGAAAGUCAGCAGCUGCUUUCAAGAGGAGGGGAUUGAUGAUUAGUAAGAGGACAGCUUCAGAAGUCACCGGCUCUUCCUCAGAGGAUGAAGACGGGGAGCAGGGAGACUGUGCUGUUGGUCAUGAUGAUGAAGAUGAUUACGGGGUUGGUGACAGUGGUGGUGGAAGUGAGGAUGACUUCUCCGGCUUGCAAGUGGACCUGGAUUUUGACUCGGACCCUAUGGAGGAGUGCCUUCGCAUAUUCAAUGAAUCAAAGGACGUGAAGACGGAAGACAAGGGGAGACAGACUAAGCAGUCGCAGCCAGCCAAAGAUGUCGAGGAGAAUGAAGGGGCUGAGAGCUUGUUAACCACCCUCUUCCCAGGCCAGAAGAAAAGGGUUUCCCACUUCCUGGCCAAGGGAACCGCGGAGCUGAGCCCAAAGCCUGUGGUGCGCCCGUACCGCAGACCGACAGCGCAGGAGGUUUGUUACCAGCGCAUGCAGACUGCCCAGCAGCAGGCGGCACAGCUGGCCACGGCCGUCAAGGCGGCGGCCGCCUUGACCAGCCCUGCUGCCAGGUUCCUCGGGGAGAAGAAGAGGGUGGCCCAUCGCCCCAACCCGGCCCUCUCCUCCGCAGGUCCCGUGCUGAGCAAGCAGUCGGGCAGCAGGUUAUCUCCUGGGACGUCUUUACUGAAGUCACACACAUUUGCCGGAAUCCUCUCUAAGACCUCUUCCACGUUGGCGCAGAAGAGGGUAGCACACAUACCCACGCUCAAGAGCUCCUCUCUCAAGCGGCCGGUCAUUCCCACUGAGUUCGGCGCCAAAGUGCCGACCGGCGUGCGCCAGCGAUACCUCAAUUCCUUCAUCGACGAGUGCCUCAAGUUCUGCACCUCCGAAGAGACGGCCUUCCAGAUGGGUCUGGAUGAAGAGAAGAUGGUGUACGACCGCAGCAGCAGCAAGAACAUCUACCUGAACGUGGCCGUCAACACCCUGCAAAAGCUUCGCAGCAAAUGCAGCACUGCAGCUCUGCCUGUGCCCAGCAGUCCAGCUGUGAAAGCCAACAAAAGGUCUCUGUCCCACGAGGAGGUGCUGGGGGGUCGUCUGGCUGCCAAGACCAGCUUCACUGUUAACAGGAUGGGUAAGCAGCAGGAGGAGGAGCUCAUCGGAGCCACCCUGUACAAGAAGCUGAAGCCCUACCUGAUGACUGAAGAGCAGCUCCAGGAGCACGGCUACCCCAGGCCUCACCCCGAGCACUCGGGCCGAGCCAUGGUCUACAACCUCCCGGAGAAAAAGAAUACAGAUCCACUGGCCAAGGUCUGCUGUAGGUGUGGGGCGGAGUACAGGAUCACGGCUAACGGCAGCUGCGUCCGGAGAGAGGAGUGCACCUUCCACUGGGGGCGCCUGCGGCGGCACAAAGUGGCGGGGGGCUGGGAGACUCAAUACAGCUGCUGCUCUGGGCUGGUGGGGUCCCCUGGUUGCCAGGUAUCCAAGCAACACGUGCAGGACGGCCGGAAGGAGUCGCUGGACGGAUAUGUGAAGACCUUCAGCAAGCCUCUGCCCAUUGAUGAGAACGUGGGAGUCUUCGCCCUCGACUGUGAAAUGUGCUACACGAAGCACGGCCUGGAGCUGACCAGGGUGACGGUCAUCAACUCGGAGCUGAAGGUCAUCUAUGACACUUUUGUGAAGCCGGAGAGCAGAGUGGUGGACUACAACACUCGGUUCUCGGGGGUGACGCAGGAGGACCUGGAGAGCACCACCAUCACCUUGCGUGACGUCCAGGCCGUGCUGCUCAAUAUGUUCAAUGCCGAUUCCAUCCUCAUCGGACACAGCCUGGAGAGUGACCUCUUUGCACUUAAGCUUCUCCACAGCACCGUGGUGGACACCGCUAUAGUCUUCCCCCACCGCCUAGGCCUGCCCUACAAGCGAGCUCUGCGGAGCCUUAUGGCGGACUACCUCAAACGCAUCAUACAGGACAACGUGGAGGGGCACGACUCCAGCGAGGACGCCAGCGCCUGCAUGCAGCUGAUGAUCUGGAAGAUCCGAGAGGAUGCCAAGGUGAAAAGAUGAUGGACAUCCCUGCCAUCAUCUCUCUCUCUCCCCCCCCCCCCCAAUGGCUGCUGAGAGGGACUGAAAGUGGAGAGACUGAAGGGGGCAUGUAGGGCCUGGAGCUCGGCCCCAGCCCAGCGAGACUGUGAUGGAGCUGAAGGUGAAGGAUCGUCUGGGGGAAUGGCGUAUUAGGGUCACUGUGGGGAGGCGCUCUGUCACGCUGGUCCCAGGUCAGUCGCGUAGCUGAAGUGUUCUAUGAAGCUGGGCUUGUCCCACAGUGUUUCUUCUGUUGUCGAUGAUCCUUACUGUUGUCGUCGUUAUUAUUAUUAUUAUUAUUAUUGGUUUCUAUAUAGGCUGAAUCCUUCAGCUAGAAAUAAGAUGACAGGUCCCUGUGAAUGAACUGUGAGAGUUCACCUAAUGGGCCAACCGUAUAUUUUGUUUACAGUUAAGUCCAACUGCCCUGCAUUUAAAUCCCUUUUUUAAGCGGAACAGAGGAUCUUUGCAGCUAGGCCGGGGAACGGUAACUGGAUCACUGUGGUUCUUGGAGCGUGGUAGGCGGUGCUCUGACCACACCCAAGCAGAGCUUUCUUUCUCAGAGGAGGGGCCCGUUGAUAAGAAAUGACCUGCAUUACCAAGCUCUUGUCAAGGUAGUUGCGAGGGGGGUGUGGGCGUGUCCGCACGAGUGCGGCGCGUGUACACCGGUAACUAACCAUUCCUAGGCCCUGUCGAGGUGUUCAUGAGCUCUCAGCCACCAUCACAGCUCUGACCAUGAUGUGCAAAUGUCUGUGAUUAGAGAGCAGCACUGACCAGACAGCAGACCCUGGCAUAAACGUCUAGGGAGGCUCAUUAGAGCUUUAAUGACAUGGGUGGCGAAUAAAGCCAGGAUUAGCCGUAAAUGCUUAGCAUUUUGUAGAGGAGUCUGAUUGUACAUAUUGUCAAAAGUGGGGGGAGAGAGGGGUUAAAAAGGAUGUUGGGGUUUAGUUUUCCUUUCAGGACGUGUGAUCUAAGGAAAAUCUAAGAAAGAAAACAGAACCUGCGUAUGAGAAAUCAGUCCUGCAACGCUGCAUUCCCACAUGCGACGGACAUCCAGCACUGUCCCGCCUGUCCAAACCCUGCCAGUGUGGGAUGUGUACAGUGAGGUUAAUUUCCCCUCACUGGUACAGUGGCCUGUUUGCACAGCUGUAUUCCUCCCUGUCCUGUGAGUAACACUGCGUUAGGUAGACAUGCAAUAAAUGCAGAUAGAAUAUUAUAUUUAAGAAGAUACUUGAUUAACGUUCAGUUUUGUGUAAGGCACAAUAAUAUCCACAAUGUCAGCGAACACUUUGGCUGUAAAUAUGCUGCGGAGUUUAUUUUGUAUUUGUUUCUUUGUUUUCUAUUAAAAGUGUUAAAGUAAGAA
Messenger RNA from Brienomyrus brachyistius, 5399 nucleotides. It is a transcript of the gene rexo1, whose product is annotated as REX1, RNA exonuclease 1 homolog. The transcript is spliced from 16 exons. The record is from RefSeq and is a predicted model, not a curated record. Gene Ontology annotation, molecular function: exonuclease activity; nucleic acid binding. NCBI's taxonomy places the organism in Eukaryota, Metazoa, Chordata, Actinopteri, Osteoglossiformes, Mormyridae. The coding region runs from base 191 to 4024 and encodes 1277 amino acids. Gene Ontology annotation, cellular component: nucleus.